GACCGAGUCAUCAACCGGUGGGCCCCACAAGAUAAUAUGGCCUAGGGUUUUCUGUUGGGAAUAAGCACCAACAAGGAUAGAAAGGAGAAAACUGUAAAGUAUAAACCCUAAAUCUUGGCUGGUAAACCUCCCUCACUCUCGGAACUUCUCUGAUUAGCUCCUCCACCCAGCCGGAAAAAAACCAACUUCGAUCGUCGUGUGAACUUUUGAGGAGAGCCAGGACCUCGACACAUCCUUGAGACGACAUGGACAAGAAUAUGCUCGCUGGGCUUGAAGGUAUGCCCGAAGAAGACAAGAUGCGAAUGGCCUCCAUGAUCGACCAGCUCCAAAUCCGCGACAGUUUGAAGAUGUACAACUCGCUUGUGGAGAGGUGCUUUACCGACUGCGUGGAUGACUUCACCCGCAAAUCUCUCAAGAAGCAAGAGGAAAGUUGUGUGGCAAGAUGUGCCGAGAAGUUCUUGAAGCAUUCAAUGCGUGUUGGGAUGAGGUUUGCGGAGCUCAACCAAGGAGCUGCCACUCCAGAUAACUAACCAUGGGUUGCCCAUUGCCUUGAAUCUGUUUCUGUAGCUCCAUUGAAUAGAUCUUAGUUCUUUGAUUACUGUAUUUUUCAAGUUUUCCCAAGCGAGAACCAGAACACAGUACGUGAGCUUUAUGUCUCCAUUCCUUAGCUUUCAUAUACUUC
Linum tenue is the source of this 682-nucleotide messenger RNA. The record is from the annotation of a GenBank genome assembly. NCBI's taxonomy places the organism in Eukaryota, Viridiplantae, Streptophyta, Magnoliopsida, Malpighiales, Linaceae.